Messenger RNA from Styela clava, 2419 nucleotides. RefSeq names its product flagellum-associated coiled-coil domain-containing protein 1-like. Gene Ontology annotation, cellular component: cytoplasm. The record is from RefSeq and is a predicted model, not a curated record. NCBI's taxonomy places the organism in Eukaryota, Metazoa, Chordata, Ascidiacea, Stolidobranchia, Styelidae.
CGCGAAAAGUUACUGUGAUAAUCAUUAUUUAGUAUAUAAAUAAUAUAAUAAUUGAGAGAUAAAAUGCGACCAAGAACUGCUCAUUCAGACGUUACCAGUGGUGGAGUUCAUUUACAGAGUGAUGUAUUGAAUAAAAACAACGUAUCAAGGCCGGGAAGUGGGAGCUUCGUUACUCGAUCUAGGGUUUUUAAGUCUAACGAGACAGCUUACCAUACCUGGUUACGCAGAAGUAACGACUUUAGCCCGGCAUACAAUUUAAAAAAGCACCCAAGAGAUUAUAAGAGCGUGCAAACUUUUAAUUUGAGAUCCGGUUGCCAAGUUACACGGUCCGCAAGCCAGCUGCAGGUUCGAAUAGAUCCCGACGAGUUUUUCGAUCCCAAGAUCCCGAAACCACUCGAACCUCAGAUAAGUGCGAAGGAGAUGGAAGUUUUAAUCGAAAGUCUUCAGGAACAAGUUCGGUAUCUUUCAGUUUAUUUAGAAGAAGAGAAACUUCAUCACGCUGGCACAAAAAAGCGUGCAAAAUUGGACAUCGAGCAAACUAUGCUCGAAAUGGAGAAGUCCAAACAGGUGGAACUACAGAGAAUUUUAAAUAAUCAAGCAGAAAUAAUUCAGGAUCUCAAAACUGAACACUCUCAACAACUGGAAGAGCUUGAAGAGGAUUUGAAAGGUCAAUACCAAAGAUUAGAGAAAGAGUAUAAAAUGCUCCAGGCAUCUUUUAAGAAUUACCGCUCCAAAAUUUCCGAGGAAAUGGAGGGAAAAUGGAACGAUAGGAAAAAAGAGUUUGAAUGGGAUAAACAAAGAGCUGUGGAUAAUGCGGUUGACAAUACAAGACGAGCAAUGGAAGAACGUUUUAAUAAAGAACGAAUUUCGAUUCGAAAGGAGUAUAAAGAACUAAUGCAACAAAUGGUGGAUGAUCAACGUAAGGAAAUGGAGGAUUUUAUGCGUAAGAUGAGCGAUGGAAAAUCCAGCAUCGAAGAAUUAAAAGCUAAAGCAGACAAAGCAGAACAGCUCGAAUAUGACCUAAAAGACGUAAAAGACCAACUUCUCGCGGCAAAACGUGAGAUUAAGUUAUUGACACAUGAUUUGAAUGAAACAAAAGCAAACUUGUCGGUUUAUGAACAGAAGUUUGAAGAAAAGGUUGGAGAAGUUGAAGAUAAAUAUAGAAAACGUAUUGACGAUUUAGUCAACGAAGUUUCAGAUUUUCGCGUUCUAUUGAUAAAGAAAGCGGAAACUAUGUAUUUAGAACGUGCGGCUGCUGACGAAUUACAGAAAAAAUGGACGAAUUUUGCAAAAGGGAAGCUGGAAAAACUUUUUCAAAAAACUGAAAAAGCAGCUGAAAUUGAAAAGUCACGAAAUGAUUCAUCAUCACCGAUUGGUGAUGGAAGAAGAAAGAAAGCAAACAAUAAUCCAAUCAGUAAAGUCUUUUUAGAAGAUGUUGGUGGCGGCGGUGAUGGGAUAAUUGUUAAAAAUUUAAAUAAUAAAACAGAGAAUAAAACAACUGAGAUGAAUAUAAUUCCUGAACCUGAGUCUAGAGAAAUCACACCUCCUAGAAAAAGAUCUGGCAAGUCAUUUGGCUUACCUCCAAGAAAAAAUACGAAAGAAAAUACAACAGACUCAAAAACAGAUAACAUAAGUUUGACUAUUGCAACUAGGGACAAAAUUAAACCUCGCUGUCCCCUGACUACGGUUUCGCUGUUAGACACUGCCAACUUACCCUACGUCGACGAUACAGCUGCCAAUGACAUGCCCUUACAAAAUACUUCCCGGCCACAUUCUCCUGAUGUCAUUUUUUAGGAUUAUAAGGUCGUUCAUACAAUACAUAAUGCAUGCGCCGUAGAAAAUAAUGGCUGCCCCGAAAUAAUCAAACAUGACUAAACUAAUUAAACAUGACUAAAAUUGUUUAAGAUACAGUGUGUGAGCGGAGUCAAAGUUUCGAGGUUCAGUUUAUCUGAAUCAAUUAUAAAAUUGCAUCCAUACAAACUUUAACGUAGGUUUGGAAUAUAGACUACUAUGCCACCAACACUGUACGAAAUGAAGUAUAUAGGAUUUUAAAAUGGAGACUCUUUCCUUUCUAAUAUACAUGGGUGUUCUAUAUCCAGUCUUUGGUAAAUAUUUAUAAAAAUUAUUUAUUUUAUAUAUUAUUGGUGUGAUUAUUUUAUCUGCCUUCCCUAUGACACACACUGUUUACAUAUUUGCUUAUUGCUGUCUUGCAUCACCCUCGUACUUUCGCUCUUUAUACUUUCUAACACACAGGCUAAUUGCUAGUCUGAAUGAAUAUCAAUGCGCAAUUACUUACAUACAUAAAUACUUUGAUGUCUGCCCGGUGACACUAUUCAUCAUCCACCGUCUCUGUUUAAUAAGGUUUUGUUUUCAAUUUCAAGUGAUCAUCACGCCUUAUUGUAGGUAAUUUGAAUGUCUU